AUGGGGUUUUCCUUCAUGGAGCUGCCCGUCAACCAGCGGGUCGUCGUCAUCUCCAUCCUAAUUCUUCUGUUCGGGCUUUUCUUUGGUCUCUCGCUCGACGCCAAUGCGCACAUCCCCAAGCCGUGGAACCGCGUCUCCAGCAUCAUUGGCUGGAUCUAUUUCUUCUGCUGGAGCGUGAGCUUCUACCCGCAAGUGUUCCUGAACCGCCAACGCCGCAGCGUCGUGGGGUUGUCGCUGGACUACACGGUGCUCAAUAUGCUGGGCUUCACGUGCUACUCCAUCUUUAACGUGGCCUUCUACUACAGCGAGAGCGUUCAAGAGCAGUACAUGCGGCGCCACGACGGCCACCGCAACGCCGUGGAGCUCAACGACGUCUUCUUCUCUCUGCAUGCGGCGGUUCUGGUGGCCGUAUCGCUCUUCCAGUGCGCAAUAUACCCGCGAGGCGGACAGGUGGUCAGCAAGCCCACGAUGUUGUGGACCGGCGCGACUAUCGUCGCCGCUGUUGUCUUCGGGCUUGCAGUCUUGUUCACGGGAAAUAACGAAGAUUCGCUCAUCAAUACGUUGAACUUAUUGUAUCUGCUGAGCUACGUGAAGCUCAUGACGACGCUGGUGAAGUGUCUCCCGCAGAUUGCGCUGAAUUACCAGCGCAAGUCGACGGUGGGGUGGACAAUCUGGAACGUGCUGCUGGAUAUUGCUGGAGGGUUGCUGUCCAUUGGGCAGCAGCUGCUGGACUCUGCAGCGACGAACGACUGGACAGCCAUGACGGGGGACCCAGUCAAGUUCUCGCUGGGCUUUGUGAGUAUUAUUGUGGACGUGGUGUUCAUCUUGCAGCACUAUGUGUUUUACGCCGACAACAACAACUUUAUGCUGCAUGGUGGAGAGACCAAGCCUUUCUUGCCCAAAUAA
Molecule: messenger RNA, 906 nt
Organism: Phytophthora infestans T30-4
Lineage: Eukaryota; Oomycota; Peronosporomycetes; Peronosporales; Peronosporaceae
Product: Lysosomal Cystine Transporter (LCT) Family
Exons: 1
Coding region: 1-906 (301 amino acids)
Biological process (GO): L-cystine transport
Cellular component (GO): vacuolar membrane
Molecular function (GO): L-cystine transmembrane transporter activity
Source: RefSeq, a predicted model, not a curated record